UGUCAUUCUGACGGGAAACCAUUCAUUUUUGUGCCUCGUUGAAUCGCAGUAUACUCAUUUAACACGACUGCACAGCUCGGCUGCACACGUUCAGUGCGUGUUGACGAGAGGUUUAAGGAAGGGAAUGUGACACUUUUUUUUAGACAGCUGGCAUAUACAGUACACAACAGUCAUGAUAACUAGGACAGGUGUAAAGAUUGUGAAAUGACUGACAGUUCAACACAGAAACACUAUUGUCUUGGUCCAUCCAGACUAAAGAGAGGCAACAGUCAUGGGAACUGAAAUCAUUAUUCUGGAGCAGCCGAUAUCUGUGUGUGUUCCACCAAACCAUAAGGUGACUUUAAGAGUUGAAGCCAUAGGCACUGGUCAUUUGACGUAUCAGUGGUUUGAUAAGCACCAGAACGAGGUGGGAGGUGGUACAGAACCCGAGCUUACACUCACUCUCCAGAAAUCUGGAUAUUACUGUUGCAGAGUAAGCGACCUGUAUUAUCAAUGCCAGAUUACAGAAUGGGUGAAAGUGAUAGUUCUGGAUGUCGAAGGUGUUUCUCACCUGUGGAGGGGGGAUCCCUAUAUAGUUAUUCACCCAAUAAGUCAGAAAGUAAAACUGGGGGAGGCAUUCACUCUUGAAUGCAAAGCACUAGGCAAACCUACGCCGACCUACCAGUGGUACAGGAACGGACAACCCCUAGGUGAACAGACGUCAGAAAUUCUUGAGAUAAAACAUGCCAGCACAGACCAUGCUGGUUCAUACCUCUGUGCUGUGUCAAAUAUUUUGGAGGAAGUAUGGUGUGAAGCAGCUGAAAUUGAAGUUGCACCUCCAGAUGAACUCCUAAUGCCCACAAUGUUUGCAACUGACAAAGUGGCCCUACUGAUUGGAAACCUAAACUACAACCACCACCCUGGUCUGAUGGCACCUACUAUGGAUGUCCAUGAACUGGCCAAUGGUCUACAUCAGUUAGGCUUCAGAGUGGUUUCUCUGCUAGAUCUCACCCUUCAAGAAAUGCAGGCUGCCAUUGAGAAGUUCUUGCAGCUCUUGGAUCGAGGGGUGUACGCUAUUUUUUACUAUGCUGGUCAUGGAUACGAAAAUUCUGGGAGAAAUUACCUGGUGGCUAUCGAUGCUCCACGACCCUACCGAACAGAGAACUGUGUGUGUGUACAGAGAGUGAUGCACAGUAUGCAGGAGAGAAAAGCCCAGCUCAACGUCAUUCUGUUAGACACCUGCAGAAAAUGGUACAAGCAGAAAGGCCCUCCAUCUGAAAUUAGCCCUUUAGCUCCUUUGGGCAACACAGUGUAUGGAUACGCUACGAGUGAAGAUGCUGAAGCGUUUGAAGUCCAAGAUGGUGGCAAGAGCACAGGAAUCUUCACAAAGUACCUGAACAAACAUAUCUCAGAGCCCCAGAAGGUGACCCAUGUCUUGGAGCAGGUCUCUGAGGAUCUGGGAAAGGACCUAUUGGUUCGUGGCAGACAGGUAGUAGAAAUCAAACACACUCUGUCAGAGCCGCGGGCCUUGACCGAUCCCGUACAAACAUCUGGACACACAAUGGAGCUCUGCCGGAGAAAUGCUUGUUGGAAACAGGCUAACGUUCUUCCAGGUCGGAAGUUUAUCAACUUUCAAGAUGGUGCUGUUCAAGUUGAGCUCAGUUUCUCUGCUCUGUUCUCCAACGUCCUUGUUGUGUUCGGCACUGUGAGAAACACAAACGCCCUUGCACAGGAAUGCACUCUUCUGCUUGACAGUGAACCAAAGAUGCAGGACAUUUUCUCAUCUUGUGGCAGAUCAGAGGAAAUGGAUUCUCUGCUUGUGUGCAGUGGAAACCCCCCUGACUGCACCCUAAGAUUAUGUUGCCUUCAGAGGCUCCAGGGGUCACUGGUGAUCAAGGUACGACUGCAGUAUAGCCACCCAGAAACUAAAAAACAACUGACUCAAAUGAAAGAGUUAGACAUAGGAAGGCCACUCAUCGCCUCCUGCAAGCUUAAUCAGUUGAGGCUAGUGGACAGGAAACAACAAAGUUGUGUCCAUACCGUGAGCCACGCGUCUAGCCUCACCUGGUCGCAUCAUCAUCUUCGACCCUACACACGCAAGGCAGAGAAUAAGUUACUGAGCUCAAUCAAACCCACCUCCAUGAGCAGCAAUAAACCGGAGGAGAAUGAUGAAAGUGACUUCACUUUGUGAUGUACCUUACUUUAACAAACACACAUUACAGUAUGACAAUGUUUAGAUGCAACAGGAUUUUUUCCUUUGUUUUUGAUUACUAAAUACCAUUUGUUAUAAGUGUGUGUGAGUGCAUGGAAUGAGACAGAGCAUUGAAAGGGAGACGUUCUCAUGAAAAUAAAUAUUUAUACUACCAAUUAAUUGUAAAUCAAAUCAAAUGUGACGUUCAUAUAAUCAAUAAAGUGCUACUUCUGGA
This is a messenger RNA of Triplophysa dalaica, 2405 nucleotides long. It is a transcript of the gene malt3, whose product is annotated as MALT paracaspase 3. The transcript is spliced from 15 exons. NCBI's taxonomy places the organism in Eukaryota, Metazoa, Chordata, Actinopteri, Cypriniformes, Nemacheilidae. The record is from RefSeq and is a predicted model, not a curated record. Gene Ontology annotation, biological process: proteolysis. Gene Ontology annotation, molecular function: cysteine-type endopeptidase activity. The coding region runs from base 272 to 2170 and encodes 632 amino acids.